This is a messenger RNA of Scylla paramamosain (green mud crab), 1646 nucleotides long. It is a transcript of the gene Pym, whose product is annotated as partner of Y14 and mago-like. Gene Ontology annotation, biological process: exon-exon junction complex disassembly. Lineage: Eukaryota; Metazoa; Arthropoda; Malacostraca; Decapoda; Portunidae. The record is from RefSeq and is a predicted model, not a curated record. Gene Ontology annotation, cellular component: cytoplasm; exon-exon junction complex. Gene Ontology annotation, molecular function: RNA binding. The transcript has 5 exons. The coding region runs from base 99 to 722 and encodes 207 amino acids.
GGGAGAAGCAUUGCAUGGAGAUGGACUGUGUAAGACUGUGUGAGUGAGAGAGUGAGUGCGGCUGGCUGGUAUCACCGGGCGGGCCGAGACGAACCCGCAUGGCUCCACCACAACACUCCUCCAACAUGUCCAUAGCAGCCGAGUACGUCAAGGAUGAGACAGGUCAGUGCUUCAUACCUGCCUCCCAGCGACCUGAUGGUACAUGGCGCAAGGCAAGGAGGGUCAAGGAUGGCUACAUUCCCCAAGAAGAGAUGCCUCUGUAUGAGAGCAAAGGAAAGCAGUGGGCCAAGAACAGAUCAGAUUACCCGGUGGGUCUGGCCCCUGAGGAUGCAGCUGCUAUGAAGAGCCGGCAACAAGCUCCUGAUUCUUCCAUUCCUGGCUUGGUGCCAACUGCCAAGCUGGGUGGAAUGUCAAAGUCACAAAAGAAGAGGGCAGCAGCAGCAAAGAAAAAGGCAGCUGCUACCGAUGCUGAAAUAACCAAAGCCAUGGACGAGACUCACAUCUCCAACAAUACAUCAGGAGGGAAGGCAGUUGCUUCAGAUCCCACCAAGCGCUUGAGGAACCUAAAGAAAAAGUUGCGAGAUAUUGAGAAGCUGGAGAGACAGAUUGCUAGUGGGGAAAUCAAGAAUCCAGAACCGGAGCAGCUGGAAAAAGUGAAGAGAAAAGAGGAGGUGACACAGCAGAUAGAAGACCUAGAACUGGAAAUAGAUGAUGCAAAAUAGCUAAGUCCAGAUUUUAUUUAAAAAAAACAAAGCAAAAUGUAGGAACUUUGUUGUAGUCGUGCAGGCUUGUUUCCGACAUUUGAACGUAUUUAGUGAAGUCCAGUCCUAUGAACGAAUCGAUACGUAUUUUUCAGCAGUUUUUACAAAUUUCUGAAUAUUUUUUUAGGAUUCCAACUUUUUAUGGAUGUCCAACUUUGUUUUAUAUGUAGUACAACUACUUCACCAAUUUUAGUCUUCAUCCUGAUCUCUGUAGGCACACUGACACAGGAUAUCUGGAGUUGCAGGAGCACUGACAUUUUGAAGGCAGGGAAAACUUUCAGUAAUUUAUGUACAACAUAACAAAGUAAUUCAAAUGACCAUAUGUCAUUGCAGGUACAGGAUUGUUUUCCUCAGUGUUGGGGGGUAUUUUUAUUUUGGAAAUAAUUCUAUGAGGCCAAUGUGGAGGGGAAAUUUUUUUAAUUCAAAUCUUUGUGUAAAAGAUAUUUGCUAAACUUUACAGAGGGGGUUCUAUAGUACAUGUAUAUUUUCCUUACUUAAUCCUUGCAAGGAUUAAAAUUUUCAUCAUAACUGUCUUCUUUGAUUAGAAACAACUGAUAAGUGGCAUCUGCAAAAUCCAGUGCCUUAAUAUUUCAGUGAAUCCUUGAUAGGCACAGCAGUCCUGGGGAGGGGCUGGUAAUCGUGUGUGUGUGUGUGUGGAUGGGUGGGUGGAUAAAUGGUUAGGGAAUUGCUGAUGUGUGACUAUGUGUCACUUAUAGGGAAAUUAGCUGGGCUUGUGGGAAUAGUUGCAACAAUCAAAUAAUGAAUGAAUGUCUCUCUCUCUCUCUCUCUCUCUCUCUCUCUCUCUCUCUCUCUCUCUCUCUCUCUCUCUCUCUCUCUCUCUCUCUCUCUCUCUCUCUCUCUCUCUCUCUCUCUCUCUCUCUCUCU